UCCUAGGAUGUCUGAUGAAGUGACCUAUGCAACACUGAUGCUUCAGGACUCUGCAAGAGCGAGAGGGAAUCAGGAUGGAAAUAACCUGAGAAAAGAAGGACGCCCAGAUCAAGCCCCACUUUGGAGAGGAGCUGCCUUGAGCUUGAUGACCCUCUGCUUGGUGUUGGUGACAGGACUGGUGACCUUGGCAACUAUGUUUUUGCAGAUGUCGAACGACAUUAACUCUGAUUCAGAGAAGGUGAGUCAGCUUCAGAAAAUAAUCCAUCCACAGCAAGACAAUCUGUCUGAACCACUGAACAGCUCCAGAAAGGGUCUCCCAGAGGAAUCUCUCCAGUCCCAGAUCUCUGCCCUCCUGGAGAGGCAGGAGCAGAUGGCGACCAAACUCUGCAAGGAAUUCCUCAUCCACACUUCCGACCAUAAAUGCAAUCCUUGUCCCAAGACCUGGCAAUGGCAUGGAAACAGUUGCUACCAUUUUUCACUCAAUGAAGAGAAAUCCUGGCGUGAUAGCAGAAAGGACUGUACGGACAAGAACGCCACUCUGGUGAAGAUUGACAGUAUGGAAGAAAGGGAUUUCCUUCAGUCAAAGCUGUCCCUCACAUUUUCUUUCUUUUGGCUGGGAUUGUCCUGGAACUCAUCUGGCAGAAACUGGCUAUGGGAAGACGGUUCAUUUCCCCCUCCAACCCUAUUUAGUGAGAAGGAGCUUGCCAAUUUCAAUGGAUCCAGAGAGUGUGCUUAUUUUGAAAGAGGGAAUAUUUACCUUUCUCGCUGUAGUGCUGAAAUUUCUUGGAUUUGUGAGAAGACAGCCUCCCUGGUGAAGAUUGAAGAUUUGGAUUAAUCCGACUCUUCUAAUUUUAUCUAGAAGUAAACGUCUACUGCAAACCCAUGAAAGAAAAGAGGAAACUACAAUAUUUGUGUCAAAAAUUGACAGUAUACUUAAACUAUCCUACAGACAAACCUGCUUCUCAGAACAUUCUCCUCUUCUUGUCUGGUUCCCUCUGACCUUGUGUUCUGAAAACCUUAAAAUAAUGUCAAGUACCCAGGAAAGAACAUGUCUUCUCAGUCUGUCUGUCAAUAAACAUUGUUUCUUACUUUAUUCUUACAUAGCUACACAGUUACUAGGUGAUAUUUAAAUACUGACCACCAGACAAAAACAGGCUACAGUUUGGGAGCAAGUCCCAGGAGACCCCUGUUAUACAAGCUUCUUAAUAAUGUACAGGUAUGAGAGAGUCCAAGGUAAAGUAACUGGGACAAAAGUGCUGUAUUGCUGAAUUAAAAAUAUGUUAGUAUUUUAGAGAAUACCCUUAAGUAUCAGCCUCCAUGUAUGCAGUAACUUUGGUCUAUCUACCUAUGAAACUAUGUACUAUAAAUUCAUAUAACUUAUAGCCUACAUAAAGUAGGAUGAACACUGUGUCUUGAUAUUUUAUCAUUUAUUUAAACUAAUAAUAUCCAGGUUAUUGAAUUGGCAAUCCAUGUAUUAUCAGAAUAAUAAAGAUUUUUAUUCUAGUACUA
Messenger RNA from Grammomys surdaster, 1509 nucleotides. RefSeq names its product C-type lectin domain family 12 member B (gene Clec12b). The transcript is spliced from 6 exons. Gene Ontology annotation, cellular component: external side of plasma membrane. Gene Ontology annotation, molecular function: protein phosphatase binding; signaling receptor regulator activity. Bases 8 to 835 code for a protein of 275 amino acids. Gene Ontology annotation, biological process: natural killer cell inhibitory signaling pathway; negative regulation of signaling receptor activity. Lineage: Eukaryota; Metazoa; Chordata; Mammalia; Rodentia; Muridae. The record is from RefSeq and is a predicted model, not a curated record.